Aspergillus melleus is the source of this 600-nucleotide messenger RNA. It is a transcript of the gene racA, whose product is annotated as putative Rho GTPase Rac. Gene Ontology annotation, molecular function: GTP binding; GTPase activity; protein kinase binding. NCBI's taxonomy places the organism in Eukaryota, Fungi, Ascomycota, Eurotiomycetes, Eurotiales, Aspergillaceae. Bases 1 to 600 code for a protein of 199 amino acids. The transcript has 6 exons. The record is from RefSeq and is a predicted model, not a curated record. Gene Ontology annotation, cellular component: cytoskeleton; cytoplasmic vesicle; plasma membrane. Gene Ontology annotation, biological process: regulation of actin cytoskeleton organization; actin filament organization; cortical cytoskeleton organization.
AUGGCGACGGGUCCCGCUACUCAGUCUUUGAAGUGUGUAGUAACUGGUGAUGGUGCUGUGGGGAAGACAUGUCUCCUUAUCUCCUAUACAACCAACGCUUUCCCCGGGGAAUACAUACCGACCGUAUUCGAUAACUACACCGCCAGUGUGAUGGUAGAUGGCCGACCGAUCAGUCUAGGACUUUGGGAUACUGCUGGACAGGAAGAUUAUGACCGACUUCGCCCGUUGUCUUACCCCCAGACCGACGUUUUCCUCAUCUGCUUCUCCAUCGUUAGCCCGCCCUCGUUCGACAACGUCAAGGCCAAGUGGUUCCCCGAGAUUGAACACCAUGCCCCCAACGUUCCUAUCAUCCUGGUCGGCACCAAGCUCGAUCUGAGAGACGAUCGCGGCACCAUCGACACUCUCCGUCAACGGAAGAUGGAGCCGGUUUCCUACGAGCAGGCCCUGGCGGUGGCCAAGGAGAUUCGCGCGCACAAGUACCUGGAGUGUUCUGCCCUGACGCAGCGCAACCUGAAGAGUGUGUUUGACGAAGCCAUUCGAGCGGUCCUCAAUCCUCGACCGGCCACGAAACCCAAGAAGAGCAAAUGCUCCAUUUUGUAG